UACAACUUUUUAAACUCAAAAACAUAUUUUAAACAAUAUCAUUUUUGUUCAUUGCUGAAAAAAUGUUACCUUUUAAUUUUAUUAUAAUUUUUCAACUUAUAUUUUCUUCCAUUUUUUAUAUAGAAACGGAAUCAAAUUCAAGUAAAAUAAUAGAUACUGUAAAUAAUAUUUUAAGUUAUCCUGGAUGGCGUUAUAUUAAAGACAUCACGUCGGUAACAUAUCUAAAUGAAAAUUUUGAUCGAAGUCUAAUAUUUCCCCCUAAUAUUUACUGUUCGGUUAAUACUAGAAUACGAAUAUCGACUAUCUUACUUGGUUGCACGUAUGCAAAUGAUUUAAAAUCAAUUUUUUAUCUAUUAAGUCAACUACGUCGGCAUUGUGAAGAUUAUAAUAGUCUAGGAAUCUAUAAUCAGUAUGCAGUAAAUUGUGCCUUAGAAUUAUGGAGUCUAAUACCACAUGUAUUUUUCCUAGUAAAAUUAAUGCAAAGUGCAAUGAUUGCUUUGGAUAAAUUGCAUACUUAUCCUGUGUUAUGCAGUGCACAGGACAAUAUUAUUUUAAAGACCUUAUUUGAAAGAUUCAAUUAUGCUCAUAAUAAUAUGUCCAGCAUUAACACAUUUCAUCUUAUUGGUGUGUUUUUUAAUCAAGUAGAAAUAAAUCUUGACAAUGAUAUAAGAAAAUUUUGUACGUUAUCAAAAAAAAUAACUUUAUUAUCGACAAAUUUGGACCAAGAAUAUAAAAAAGAAAAAUCUAAAGAUAUUAAUUUACAGUUUUAUAGUUAUAUAAGUAAAAAUAUAAAUGAUAAAAUCCAUUCAAUAAUUUCAGAAAAGUACUAUCAACUAGGAUUCAGCGACAUUGAUGCACGAAAUGAACCGGAAACUAAGAGACCUAUUGAAAUUGAUUUCUUUAAAAAAGAACUCAAAAAAAAAAGAGAAAUGGAGAAUAGUUCUGAAAGCGUAAAUAAACCAAUAUCCACUCAUUUUUCCAAACAAGAUAGGAGAAGUCGUUCCAAAAGUGUAGAUAAACCAGGACCUUCUAAUUUUUUUAACCAAGAGAACGAGAAUAAUCCUGAACUUGAGGAUAAAUCAGGAUUCAUCGAUUUUUUCCAACAAGAGUUAAAAAAUGAUUCCAAAAACAAAGAAAUCAGUGAAGCCGAGCCUGAGGAAGAAGAAAAAAAGAAUAUACCAUUUCAUAUUUUCUUAUAAGUAAAUUUUCAUGUUAUAAAAAAAAAACAAAUUUUAUAUAUUCAAACUAUAAAAUUGUAAAAAUUCAGUACAAAUUAAAUAAAACAUAAUUCGUGUUUCA
Molecule: messenger RNA, 1299 nt
Organism: Daktulosphaira vitifoliae (grape phylloxera)
Lineage: Eukaryota; Metazoa; Arthropoda; Insecta; Hemiptera; Phylloxeridae
Exons: 6
Coding region: 63-1199 (378 amino acids)
Source: RefSeq, a predicted model, not a curated record